This is a messenger RNA of Sinocyclocheilus anshuiensis, 921 nucleotides long. Its product is annotated as fos-related antigen 2-like. Gene Ontology annotation, molecular function: RNA polymerase II cis-regulatory region sequence-specific DNA binding; DNA-binding transcription factor activity, RNA polymerase II-specific. Gene Ontology annotation, cellular component: nucleus. Gene Ontology annotation, biological process: regulation of transcription by RNA polymerase II. The coding region runs from base 128 to 733 and encodes 201 amino acids. NCBI's taxonomy places the organism in Eukaryota, Metazoa, Chordata, Actinopteri, Cypriniformes, Cyprinidae. The transcript is spliced from 4 exons. The record is from RefSeq and is a predicted model, not a curated record.
UACAAUACUAGGCCAGUGAAUGCCUGUUGCUGCACUGAUUGAAAAGUGCAUGGGUGGAACUGGAAUAUCAACAUCUGAACCAGGAUAAAUCCAUGGCAAAAUACGAUUUAAUUUGGAGAUAUUUGGAAUGAACGCAAAUGAACGAAACUGCAUCUCUGGAGGCGAUAUCUCCAGUUCUAUCAGCCAGGUCGAGAUGCAGAUUUCCAAAAGCCCUUUUAUCGCCACUGUCAGUGCAGUCACAUCGAGACAAGAGCUGCGCUGGAUAAUCGAGCCGGUGAUGCCCAGUGAGAGUCUGGAGCAGACUAGUGAACCUACAGCAGCUCAGAAAGAAAGCUUCAAAAGAAAUAUACAUCUCACUCCAGAUGAAGAGGAGAAGAUAAGACGGAGAAGAGAACGCAACAAAAUAGCAGCUGCCAAAUGCCGCAACCGCAGACGAGAACUUAUUGACCUUCUUCAGGAGGAGACUGAGCGCCUGCACAUGGAGCAGGUCGUGCUGCAGAGGCAGGUGAGCUGCCUGCAACAGGAGAAAGAGCAGCUGAAAAUGCUUCUGGCAUCCCAUGCAUCCAUCUGCACACUGGCACAGGACAAACCUCAUUCCUUGGACACUUUUAUGUCAGGAGAGCCCCUGCCAUCCAAAAUUUCCCUCACAAUAAAACAGAAACCUCUGGAUGACGUAAGUGGGUCUGGACAUUUGGUGCUCCAACAGACAGAGAACGACUCUGAAUUACACUAAAUUCAAUGAAGACGAUGACGCACCAGCGCUUUUUAUUUCAUAUCUUUGUAAAUACCUCAUUACCACUACUAAAGAGACAUUCUGUGUUCAACAUCCAACUUUUCCUGUGUUUAGAAACUCAUUGCAAAUGAGAGUGAAAUCAAGUCUGGUGCUCUGUUAUAAUUAUUUUGUACCUGUUCCCAUGUAGU